AUGGACUCAACUCAUCGUAAAAAGGAUUUGCUCAAGAUAAUCGAGGCGGUUAUGUGGACCAUUGUUCUUCCUAUUUAUUACUCGACUUCUAGAAGAAAAUAUACGUGUUAUUCUACGCAAAAUGAGAGUUGGAUUAAGGAAUGGUGCUAUUCGUCUUACAUGGUGGCUGUUGCAUUUUACUUGAUUCGAAAUGCCGUAAAUAUGGUCCUAUUUUUCGUGCCGGCAGUUGGAAAAUAUAUCGAGACUUCUAAUUCUCGAUUAUGUACAAUUUUGUCUUGGUGGGCUCAGCCCAGAUUGUAUGUUGGAAGAGGAAUGCAAGAGAGCCAAUUAUCUGUUAUGAAGUAUACAUUGUUUUGGAUGCUGUUAUUGAUGAGCAAAUUUGCAUUCAGCUAUACUUUUGAGAUAAAACCACUUAUAUCACCAACAAGACAGAUAAUGGCGAUCGGGGUGAAAAACUAUGACUGGCAUGAGCUUUUUCCUAAAGUGAAGAGUAAUGCCGGAGCCAUUGCAGCUAUCUGGUCUCCUAUAAUACUCAUAUAUUUCAUGGAUACACAAAUAUGGUAUUCUGUUUACUGCUCGGUUUUCGGUGGAGUUUACGGAAUUCUGCACCAUCUCGGUGAAAUUCGUACGCAAGGAAUGUUGAAGAGUAAAUUCGACACUUUGCCCUCAGCAUUUACCGACUGCCUUAUUCCACCGGAACCAAAAGAUAAAGAAGGAAUCACAAUGUGGCUUUGUAAUCCCGAAUGUCUAAAGGAUUUAGAGAACAAGAAAGGUGGAGUUCUCAAAUUUGCCAUAAUGUGGAACCAAAUUAUCAGUAGCUUUCGUGACGAGGACCUGAUAAGCAAUAGGGAAAUGGAUUUGAUGAAAAUGCCGGUCUCUUCUGAAUUAAUUUCUAAUCGUGUCCGUUGGCCGGUUUUUCUCUUAGCAAACAAGUUAUCAACAGCUCUUACCAUUGCUAGAGAUCAUCAUUUGGGAAAACACGAGAAUCUCUUGAAAAGGAUCCGAAAGGACCGAUACAUGCAAAUGGUCGUAACCGAAUGUUAUGAAUCACUCAAGUACAUAUUGGAUAUCCUUGUAGUGGGUGACUUGGAGAGAAGGAUUGUGUCCGGUGUUUUUGACGAAAUCGAGGAAAGCAUAGUAAAAUCGUCACUCAUAACCGACUUACGCAUGGAAAAAUUACCGGAUUUGCAUGCUAAAUGCACCGACUUAAUCACACUACUCGUUGAGGGUGUCGAGCACUGUCAUUAUAAAGUCGUGAAGACGCUUCAAGACAUAUUUGAGCUCGUCACGAAUGAUUUGUUCAAAAAUGGUUCGAGAACAUUGAACGAGCUUCACGAUUACCUUCAACAAGAGGGAACAACGAGCGAAUAUUUCAGCCAUCUUAAUCCCGAAUUAUUUGCUUCGAAGCACUCCAUUCACUUCCCUUUGCCGGAUCGCGGCACCUUGAUGGAGAAGAUUAAACGUUUUCAUUUGCUGCUUACGGUCAAAGAUAGAGCAAUAUACAUACCCUCGAAUAUAGAAGCUCGAAGGAGAAUUUCAUUUUUCGCUACUUCACUCUUCAUGAAUAUGCCCAAGGCUCCGAAAGUGCGCAACAUGCUUUCGUUCAGUGUCUUAACUCCACACUACAUGGAAGAAGUCAAAUUCUCGAAGCAAGAGCUUCACUCGAGCAAGCAAGGGGUCUCGAUUUGCUUCUACAUGCAGAAGAUUUUUCCAGACGAGUGGGAAAAUUUUAUAGAACGCCUCGGAAGUGAAAAUUUAGACGACACAAACGAGGAUAGUAGUACUAAUGAGGAAGAUUUACGAGAUUGGGCUUCUUUCAGAGGGCAGACUCUAAGCCGAACAGUUAGAGGAAUGAUGUAUUACCGAAAAGCGUUGAAACUGCAAGCUUUUCUCGACAUGGCCGAAGAUGAUGAUAUCCUUCAAAACUGUGAUGCCAUUGAUCGAGCAAACGACACUUUAUCGGCACAACUCGAUGCCUUAGUCGACAUGAAGUUUACACAUGUCGUCUCGUGUCAAAUAUACGGGUCGCAAAAAACCUCGGGGGACCCACAAGCACAAGACAUUCUUGAGUUGAUGAUAAGGUAUCCUUCAUUGCGCGUUGCUUAUGUCGAGGAGAAAGAGGUCGUGGCUGAUAGAGUGGCCGAGAGGGCACCGAAAGUUUAUUCGUCUAUUUUAGUUAAAGCUGUGAAUGGUUUUGAUCAGGAAAUCUACCGUAUAAAGCUUCCGGGACAACCGAACAUUGGAGAAGGAAAACCCGAGAAUCAAAAUCAUUCGAUAAUCUUUACGCGUGGUGAAGCGCUUCAAGCUAUUGAUAUGAACCAAGACAACUAUCUCGAGGAAGCUCUCAAGAUGAGAAACCUUUUGCAAGAAUUUUCCCGAGCUCAAAGAAGAGCCCCACCUACUAUUCUCGGCAUGCGUGAGAACAUAUUUACGGGAAGUGUUUCUUCUCUGGCUUGGUUCAUGUCUUAUCAAGAGACGAGCUUUGUGACGAUCGGGCAAAGGCUUCUCGCUAAUCCACUAAGGGUAAGAUUCCAUUACGGACAUCCAGAUGUAUUCGACAGAAUAUUUCACUUGACGAGAGGCGGCAUAAGCAAAGCAUCAAAGACUAUAAAUUUAAGCGAAGAUGUUUUUGCGGGAUUUAACACUACACUAAGAAGGGGAUACGUAACGUAUCACGAGUACAUGCAAGUCGGAAAAGGCCGGGACGUUGGCCUGAACCAGAUCUCGAAAUUCGAAGCCAAAGUAGCAAAUGGAAAUAGCGAACAAACUCUCAGCCGCGACAUUUACCGGCUCGGCCGGCGGUUCGACUUCUUCAGGAUGCUUUCGCUUUACUUCACAACCAUUGGCUUCUACUUUAAUAGUCUGAUAUCUGUAAUCGGCGUGUACGUUUUCCUCUACGGACAGUUGUACCUCGUCCUUAGUGGCCUACACCGUGCUCUCCUCCUCGAGGCCAAGGUCAAAAACGUAAAAUCGCUCGAGACGGCCUUGGCCUCGCAGUCCUUCAUCCAGCUCGGCCUCCUCACGGGCCUCCCUAUGGUGAUCGAGAUUGGCCUCGAGCGCGGCUUCCUCAACGCCCUCAAAGACUUCGUCCUCAUGCAGCUCCAGCUGGCGGCCGUCUUCUUCACAUUCUCCUACGGCACCAAGGCACAUUACUACGGCCGAACCAUUCUCCACGGCGGGGCAAAGUACCGGCCCACGGGCCGAAAAGUUGUCAUCUUCCACUCGAGCUUCUCGGAAAACUACCGGCUCUACUCCCGAAGCCAUUUCGUGAAGGGGUUCGAGCUCUUGAUUUUGCUCAUCGUGUAUGACUUGUUUAGACGUUCUUACCAGAGCAGCAUGGCAUACUUGUUGAUUACGUACGCCAUCUGGUUCAUGUCGAUGACGUGGCUUUUCGGGCCCUUCUUGUUCAACCCGUCGGGCUUCGACUGGGGGAAGAUUGUGGACGAUUGGAAGGACUGGAACAAGUGGGUCAAGCAGCAAGGGGGUAUCGGGAUCCCGCCCGACAAGAGCUGGCAGUCGUGGUGGGUUGAGGAGCAGGGGCAUUUGCGUCAUUGUGGCAUCACGUCUCGGCUGAUCGAGCUGCUUCUUUCGCUGAGGUUCUUUCUGUACCAAUACGGUCGCGAUUUUCCUCCUUCUCAAGAUAGUGAACGUGGGAAGACAAUAUCUAAGCGCGACUCAUCACUUGGCCUUUCGAUUAUUCAAAGCUUCCCUUUUUCUAGGCGUUUUAGCCACGAUUGUAACGCUAUCACUCAUUUGUCACCUUUCCCUAAGGGAUCUCAUCGUAUGUUGCCUUGCAUUUCUUCCGACCGGUUGGGGAUUGAUAUUGGUUAG
Striga hermonthica is the source of this 3831-nucleotide messenger RNA. The record is from the annotation of a GenBank genome assembly. NCBI's taxonomy places the organism in Eukaryota, Viridiplantae, Streptophyta, Magnoliopsida, Lamiales, Orobanchaceae.